UUCGCCGGUUGGGCCGAGGAGUGCGAGGAGGAUGCCCGCAGCGAGAAGGAGGAGCGGGCGGGGAAGGGCUGCGCCCUCCCGGAGGAACCGCCCGAGGGUUCGCUGGGGGAGAGCAAGGAGGAAGGGGAGCUAGGCGGGGACGAGGAGGAGGAGGAGGAGGAGGAGGAAGGCUUGGAGGAGGCGGAGGGCGAGAGGCCCAAGAACCGCGGCCCCAAGAAGCGCAAGAUGACCAAGGCGCGGCUGGAGCGUUCCAAGCUGCGGCGGCAGAAGGCGAACGCGCGGGAGCGCACUCGCUGCUUCAGAGUUAAUGAAACCAUUUAGGACCUGCGCAAGGUGGUUCCCUGCUACUCCAAAACCCAAAAGCUCUCCAAAAUCGAGACCCUCCGCUUGGCCAAGAACUACAUCUGGGCUCUCUCCGAGAUCCUGCGCUCGGGCAAACGGCCCGACCUGGUUUCCUACGUGCAGACUCUGUGCAAGGGGCUGUCGCAGCCCACCACCAACCUGCUGCCCGGCUGCCUCCAGCUCAACUCCCGCAAUUUCCUCACGGAGCAGGGGCAGGAGGGGGGCCGUUUCCACGGUCCCAACGCCUCCUUC
Charadrius vociferus (killdeer) is the source of this 594-nucleotide messenger RNA. It is a transcript of the gene NEUROD2, whose product is annotated as neuronal differentiation 2. Gene Ontology annotation, molecular function: protein dimerization activity. The record is from RefSeq and is a predicted model, not a curated record. The transcript has a single exon. The annotation marks the transcript as partial. NCBI's taxonomy places the organism in Eukaryota, Metazoa, Chordata, Aves, Charadriiformes, Charadriidae.